Toxotes jaculatrix (banded archerfish) is the source of this 4218-nucleotide messenger RNA. RefSeq names its product BLK proto-oncogene, Src family tyrosine kinase (gene blk). The record is from RefSeq and is a predicted model, not a curated record. Gene Ontology annotation, cellular component: extrinsic component of cytoplasmic side of plasma membrane. Gene Ontology annotation, biological process: innate immune response; cell surface receptor protein tyrosine kinase signaling pathway; protein phosphorylation. Gene Ontology annotation, molecular function: non-membrane spanning protein tyrosine kinase activity; signaling receptor binding; ATP binding. The transcript is spliced from 14 exons. NCBI's taxonomy places the organism in Eukaryota, Metazoa, Chordata, Actinopteri, Toxotidae. The coding region runs from base 226 to 1698 and encodes 490 amino acids.
AAGAGAGAGAGAAACUUUCAAAACCAAAAUGAGCGAGUGAGAGUGACAUUCUGACAAGAAGCCAGUUUUCAGUACAGAACCUCAAGAUAUUUUGCUGGACUACUGUAGACCACACAAGCCUGGGGGACAAGGUCAAGCACCGGGCAUGAGCUCACAGAGCAGGCCCUGCAGUGGGAGGAGUGGAGACUGAAAACAGCUUCAGUAAAGCUCAUCUGCUUUAUCAGGAUGGGCUGUACUUGCAGUGGCCAGAAACAAGUAAAGAAACGCGAGUUUUACAAAGCAAAAGCAAACUCUCAGGCCUCCCACUCACUGAAUCACAUAACACGAAGUGGAAACACCUAUUCGGAUAAUGAUGACACGGUGUUUGUGGCACAACAUGACUUCAAAGCGAACAACGACAACGAACUACCUUUCAAGAAGGGAGACAAACUCAAGGUUUUACAAGAAAAUGGAGAAUGGUGGCUGGCUAGAUCGUUGCUGACUGGACAGGAGGGCCUGAUACCGUCUAAUUAUGUGGCCAGAGCAGAUAUGCUGGGGAUGGAAAAGUGGUUUUUCAAAGACUUGAGUCGGAGAGAGACUGAACGACUGCUUCUGGCACCUGGAAAUAAACCCGGCGCCUUUCUAGUUCGAGAGAGCGAGACCUGUAAAGGGUCCUUCUCACUGUCAGUCAGAGAUCAUGUCACUCCAGAACAAGGAGAUGUGGUAAAACACUACAAGAUCCGCUGUCUGGACAAAGGUGGCUACUACAUCUCUCCUUCCACCACGUUCCCAUCCCUACAGGAACUAGUGAAAUACUACAGCCGUACGGCUGACGGUUUGUGUCAGCGACUGCAUGCUCCCUGUAAGGCUAUGGCACCCCAGCAGCCAUGGGCACAUGAUGAAUGGGAGAUUCCCAGAGAGACGCUGAAAAUGGUGAAGAAACUGGGAGCUGGGCAGUUUGGAGAAGUGUGGAUGGGUUACUACAAGAACACCCAGAAGGUUGCUAUAAAGACCUUAAAAGAGGGAUCGAUGGCACCUGAGGCCUUCCUCCAGGAGGCCAACCUGAUGAAGCAGCUGCAGCAUGAAAGACUGGUGCGCCUCCACGCUGUAGUCACAAAGGAGCCCAUCCUCAUCGUCACAGAGUUCAUGGUCAAUGGAUGUCUUCUGGACUUUCUAAAAACAGAGGAGGGAAAAAAGCUGAAGAUCAAGAAGCUGAUAGACAUGUCAGCACAGAUAGCUGAAGGCAUGGCAUACAUCGAGAGGAACAACUACAUCCAUCGAGACCUCCGUGCAGCCAACAUACUGGUCAGUGAGACCCUGCACUGCAAGAUAGCAGACUUUGGCCUGGCCAGGAUCAUUGAGUCAGAAUACACAGCUCAAGAAGGUGCUAAAUUCCCCAUCAAAUGGACGGCUCCAGAGGCCAUCAAUUAUGGCACAUUCAGCAUCAAGUCAGAUGUCUGGUCCUUUGGGAUCCUCCUGACAGAAAUAGUCACAUACGGAAGGAUACCCUACCCAGGGAUGACCAACCCGGAGGUGAUCAGGAGGCUGGAAAGAUCGUACAGGAUGUCAGCUCCGGAAGGCUGUCCCGAGGAACUUUACGAAAUUAUGAUGAUGUGCUGGAAGCAGAGGCCUGAUGACCGGCCGACUUUUGAAUUUCUGCAAAACACUCUCAACGACUACUUUAUCGCCACUGAGGGACAAUAUGAGAUGCAGCCAUGAUCAAAGAAAAGGAAAAUGUUUUCCGCUGAUAAUCAGAAGGCAACGGAAAAAAAAGAAAGGACUGAGACUUGAAUGGAUAGAUGAUCAGCCAAAUAUCUUAAUGACUGAUACAAUUUUUUUCAAACGGGCAGAUUUUUUACUCCUCCCUUCUGAGUGAAUGUAAAAGCUAUUCAUGGCUCCUUCUGUCUCUAGCAGCUACUGUAAGAGCAUCUGAAAAUAUGUCGUCAAAGCCAGAAAGAAAACGUUCAAAACUUCAGACCAGAGUUUAAUUAUUCUGACUGUGCUCCAGCAAAUGAUGGCUCCCAUUCUUGGUGACAGCCAUGGAGUGUGAGGAGACAUAAUUAAGACUGAUAAACGAUGGAUAAAUACAAAUAUGGAAAUACUGUACAUGCGUGACGUAGAAAAGACGCUUUCAACCCGGGGAAGUCAACACAGGUAAAGUCACAGAUGAAAUAUUUGCAUGGUACAGAAAGCAACCUGAGAUUACAUGCACAAUACUUUGCACUUUUUACUCUGUCAGUCAUUCAGUGGACAUACAAAGAAAGGGGCUUUCAAAAGAGAAUUUAUAUUUGCAUAAAUGUGGUUUGAGAAUAAAAUAUUUACAUUAGUUCUUCGCUUUACUGGCUACAAUCACUAUUGUUACUACAAAUAGUAACAAAUAGAGUUCAGCAAAGUUUUAAAAGCUUUUUUUGCUCUAAAGCUUUUUUUUUUUUAAACAGCUUUGUGCUCAAUAAAAAUGGCAACAGUGUGACAUUAUAAAGACAUUCUGAAUAAAACAAGAACAAAGAGGGCUUGCAGGCACAGAAUGUGAAAAACAAAUAUGAUAAUCACACGUGAUCACUUUUGUAAGUAUGCAGAUGGAAAGUCUUUCUAAAUUCAGAAUGAGUUCAAACAUAAAGUGGGUGAAUGAUGGAAAAUGUAACAGUGAGAUGAGCAAUAGCGGCCCAAAGAUAAAAUACUAACUUAAAGAUAUACAUGUUUAUCUCAGUACGGAGCGUGAGAGACUACAGCAGCAUACAGGAAGCCUUUAAAAGCAACAGGCUUCACUAAAUUACAGUGGGUUUGAUCCUCUAGCUAAACCACCCCUGGGGGACUCAGACAGUAUCUUGAAGAUAAGAGAGUGGAGUGGCCAUGGCAGCCAGGGGUUAAACUCUGCCAUUUCCUGAAUGGACCGGAAACAGGAAGUGUGAGUCAGCAUUCCUCAAAUGGCUCACAGCUAGAACGAUCUCACACGCAAAACUGGUUGAGGUCUUGACAUUUUUUUGUGCUAAAAAACAUAUCUCUGUUGUUUGGUGGUUGAGAGACGGUCUGAGGAAAGCGCUUGUCUUGAUAUGGGCGAUAAAGCACCUUUGAAUUGUGAGAGAUAAAGAGACUUUCUAUUUAACAUAACUUCUACUACGAAUCGGUAUGAUGAAAUUUUACUACUAUGAAACAGUACACAAACAGAAGAUGCUUCUUUGCCAUACUGAGAGCUAUCUGUCAAAACUCAUGCAAUAUUUUCCAUUAUCAUAACAGUGAUUAUAAAAGCUUUUAAUAUGAGUGAGCUCAGAUCUUUAAAAUGUAUAUAAACUUUGGAGAGUUUCCAACUGACAUAACAACAGCGGGGACUUGUAUCAACAGAGAGUGCAGCAUCUUUAAUUUCCUAUAGGAUACAUUAAAUCCAUCCCAACAUCAGAAACCUGCCACACUGGCAAUAUCUUGGAUAUUAAUCUUUUUUUUUUUUUUUAAAUAAAAACCAGCGAAGACAUUUUAACUGCUGGUUAGAGUAUUUAAUGCCUGUGGUGUCUGUUUAACUUCAUCAGUUAAUUGGUCCCCAAAGUCAUGUGGUUCCAUUUCCUUUCUUAACAGUACAAAUAAAAAACAUAAAUCAAUAAAAGUCAGAAAUUUCAAAUGAGGAAAACUGAAUGAAGGAAAAGUAUGUUUUUCAGAUAUUAUACUCGUGUCAUCCUGCAGAGGUCAGUGUUACACAGCCUAACAUCAGGACUCAUAGUGUAACCUGAGGUGAAACUCUCCUGCUGCUUAUGUUGUCAGACAGUAGAAAAAUGCAGCUUUUAUACAGUUUCAAGUUCAGACUAUUCCUGAGAGGCGUACUGAUAGGAAGUCAAAUUUUAUUUAUUCAAAUCAAAGUAUCUGUAUAAUGAUACUUCAAAUUAUACAUUUACAUUAUAAUUUGUAAACAAAUAUACAAAUGAUAGUUCAUUACCAUGAUUCCAGUGUUAUAUUUAAAUGAAAUAUUUCAUUUCCUUUUAAUUUUGUACGUAGUGCACAUCCUCCAGAUGGCAUUAUGCACAUGUAUUUGAGUCACAGCCAAAAAUACCUCAUAAAUCAUGUUUCUGUCUACCAUCAAACCCCCUGCUAUGUGCUGAACAGUCCAACUGAGAACAGGCUCAUAUAUCCUAUCCAGCGUGGUGGUCUCAGACAUGACAGCGGUGCUUUCAACCCCGCCAAGCACUGAUCCUAUCACAGUUAUCUGUAUUCAUUUAGUUUUUAUCUGUCUAAUUGUUUGGCUUUCUUUGAAUC